GCCAAGAUCCUCGUCGCCGACGGGACGCGCGACGUCCCCAUCGGCGCGCCGCUCUGCAUCGUGGUGGAGCGUGAGCAGGACGUCGCGCUCUUCAACGACUACGUGGAGGCCGGCGCCGACGCCACCGCGCCAGCCAAGGUGGAGCCAGCGGCCCCCCCCCACUCCGCAGCGGCCCCCACCCUGGCUCAGCCCCCUCCCCCCUCCCCGGCGGCCCCCCUCGGCGUGGGGGGCGGCCGCCCCGUCCCGCGUCUUCGCCAGCCCCCUCGCCCGCAAGCUGGCCGCGGACAGGGGCCUCAACCUCGCCACCCUCAAAGGGACGGGGCCGGAGGGCCGAGUGACGAAACACGACGUGGAGACGUUCGUGCCGCCAGCCACGACAACUCCCACCGCCGCAACGGUCGCGCCCCCGGCCGCCCCUCGCCCCGCCCCACGACGCGGCCGCCCCCUCGCCGGAGACUUUGUGGACAUCCCCGUCACCAACGUGCGCAAGGGCGGGGAGGCGAGGCGUCGUGGUCCGUGUGCGUCGACGACGACGACCUCACCUUGUCGUCGUUGUGCGUGUGUGUGCAGGUGAUAGCGGCCCGCUUGCUGCAGUCCAAGCAGACCAUCCCCCACUACUACCUGUCCGUGGACGUGACGAUGGACGAGGUGAUCGGCUUGCGCAAGGAGCUGAACGAG
Messenger RNA from Lethenteron reissneri (Far Eastern brook lamprey), 678 nucleotides. RefSeq names its product dihydrolipoyllysine-residue acetyltransferase component of pyruvate dehydrogenase complex, mitochondrial-like. The record is from RefSeq and is a predicted model, not a curated record. Gene Ontology annotation, biological process: pyruvate decarboxylation to acetyl-CoA. Gene Ontology annotation, molecular function: dihydrolipoyllysine-residue acetyltransferase activity. Gene Ontology annotation, cellular component: pyruvate dehydrogenase complex. Lineage: Eukaryota; Metazoa; Chordata; Hyperoartia; Petromyzontiformes; Petromyzontidae.